CCUAGCCUCAAGUGAUCCUUCCACCUCAGCCUCCCACAGCGUGGGGAUUACAGGCAUGGGCCACCAUACCUAGCCUAUUCUGAUCGUUUCUGAUCAAUAUUCCUUAUGGUCAAUUCAGUCUUUCUUUGGCUAAGUUGUCUCCUUCAAGGUCAGCAUCAACACUUGGUCCAGUGGCCAUUCUGUGUCCUUCAAAGUGCCUCUAAGUAUUCUGCUCUGGUUCCUUAUUUUGUUUAUUCGUUUUCCCCAUCUAGCUGUCACAGGGAAGUCUUACCUCCACGUUCUUUGGGGGCCCCAUGUACACUACAAAGAUUUUUAUAUACACAUGUGCAUAAAAUGGUCCAAAGACUUUAUCCUAACUGUACAUGAUUUAAAUAUUCAACCUAAGCAAUGGGAUUAAGAAUGACCCAGAAGAAAGCAAAGCUUUGUUUCAGAGCCAACGUGUACACUGAAGUGCCUGAUGGAGGGUGGGGUUGGGCAGUCGCGGUCUCCUUUUUCUUCAUCGAAGUCUUUACCUACGGCAUCAUCAAGUCGUUUGGCGUCUUCUUUAAUGACUUAAUGGACAGCUUUGACGAGUCCAAUAGCAGGAUCUCAUGGAUAAUAUCAAUAUGUGUGUUUGUCUUAACAUUUACAGCUCCCCUCGCCACAGUCCUGAGCAAUCGAUUCGGACACCGGCUGGUGGUGAUGCUGGGGGGCGUGCUGGUCAGCACCGGGAUGGUGGCCGCCUCGUUUGCACGUGAGGUCUGCCACAUGUACAUCACCAUUGGCCUCAUCUCCGGUUUGGGAUGCUGCUUUAGUUUCCUCCCAACUGUGACCAUCCUGUCGCAGUACUUUAGCAAAAGACGCUCCGUAGUCACCGCAGUGGCUUCUACGGGAGAAUGUUUCGCUGUGUUUGCUUUUGCACCAGCCAUCAUGGCUCUGAAGGAGAACAUCGGCUGGAGAUACAGCCUCCUCUUCGUGGGCCUGCUGCAGCUCAACAUCGUCGUGUUCGGGGCACUGCUGAGACCCAUUAUCAUCCGAGGGCCAGGGUCGCCAAAAAUAACCCCCCACGAAAACCGGAAAGAAGUGCAAUAUAUGCUUGAAAAUGAAAAAACACGAACCUCAAUAGACUCCAUUGACUCAGGAGUAGAACUAACUACCUCACCUAAAAAUGUGCCUAGUCACGCCAACACGGAACUGGAGCUGAAGGCUGACAUGCAGCAGGUCCUGGUGAAGACGAGCUCCAAGCCGAGCGAUAAGAAAGCCCCUUUGCUAGACUUCUCGAUUUUGAAAGAGAAAAGUUUCAUUUGUUAUGCAUUAUUUGGUCUCUUUGCAACACUGGGAUUCUUCGCGCCGUCUCUGUACAUCAUUCCUCUGGGCAUCAGUCUGGGCAUUGACCAGGAACACGCUGCGUUUCUGUUAUCUGCGAUGGCAAUUGCAGAAGUGUUCGGAAGAAUCGCAGCUGGCUUUGUCCUCAACAGAGAGCCCAUCCGCAAGAUUUACAUCGAGCUCAUCUGCGUCAUCUUGUUGACCGUGUCUCUGUUUGCUUUUACGUUCGCUACUGAAUUCUGGGGUCUCAUGUCCUGUAGCAUAUUUUUUGGGUGCAUGGUUGGAACAAUAGGAGGAACCCACAUACCACUGCUUGCCGAAGAUGAUGUCGUGGGAAUCGAGAGGAUGUCUUCUGCAGCUGGGGUCUACGUCUUCAUUCAGAGCAUAGCGGGACUGGCGGGACCACCCCUUGCAGGUUUGCUCGUGGACCAAAGUAAAAUCUACAGCAGGGCCUUCUACUCCUGCGCGGGUGGCAUGUCCGUGGCUGCCGUGUGCCUGGCCCUGGUGCGACCGUGUAAACAGGGACUGUGCCAGCGCCGUCACUCAGGUGAAACAAAGGCAGCGAGCCAUCGUGGGAAGGCAUUACAAGACAUACCUGAAGACUUUCUGGAAAUGGAUCUUGCGAAAAAUGAGCACAGAGUUCAUGUGCAAAUAGAGCCAGUAUGACACACUUUCAUGUAACAGCAGCCCCUGUGUUGGCUUGGGGGUGAGGGGGGUGGACCCCGGGGGUCUAGGGGGGAGACAUAGGGAGGUAGAGGAGCUAACCACCCUAUUCUACUUUCAAAACUACAUCUUAAAGGGAAUGUAUACGUGAACAGCGCUACCAAUAUCUUUCUUUUUCCUUUAAAGUUUUCCUUUUUGCUUGUUUUUUUUUUAAGCCAAAACAAAAACAACCAAACACUCUCCUCUCUAUAUAAAUCUGGCUCUGUUCAGUAGCAAUAUGAAAGAUAAGUAGAAGGACUGUUUGGUUCACAUUCCAAUAUUAAUUCAGUGACAUGAACUGGAAAAGUGGUUUUAAGAGCACUCACAUGGGAGAAAUGAUCUUACAAAGACAGCCUCCAGCCCAAAUCAUUGAAAUGAAAUUGGCCAGUCAAAAACAAAAAAAUCUUCAAUCAUUUUUAAAAAACUUCUGAUUUUCAGAAAUAUGAAUAAAAAGGUUUUUUUUAAAAACCCUUUGAAAAAAAUGCUGAGAUUUUCUAUAAGAAAUUAUAGCCUCUGAACUUUCCAAAUAUUGCCUGGAAAUGAAGUGCAGUUUAAGACCAAACGUUUGACUAAUAAACAAAAAUUUUAAAAAAUAUAUGUAACUUGAACUUCCUAAAUGUGAAGACUACCACUUCUUUUUAUGGCCAGUCAUUACCAGAAGUAUUUCAAUACAGAAUAUACAAAAUGGCAUUCAAAAGUUCCUGUUGCUUUUAAUUAUUCAGAAAUAUGUGAUUGUAGUGUCUUUAAUUUAAACCACUAUUUAUUAUUAAGUUAUUCUAGGAUGAUUAAAGUAAUCAAAAGAAAUAAAAUACGAGACAUAAGCAGCAUUUUUACCUCCUUUCUGCAAUCCUUUAAAUGCCUCAAAGAAUACCUUUUCUCUUAUAAGAGUUACUCUCAUAAAAGGCUAAGUUGUAAUAAUUCUUCAACUUCAUUAAAAGCAACAUGUGCUAUUUAAAGGGAGAAAAAUAAUGCGUAGCAAAUCGCCUUAGCUUUUAAAAAUAAUUUGUUUUAUCACCUAAGAAUACUUGAGAAUCUUUGAUCAGAAUUAUAUUUCAUUGAAUUGCUAUUGUUUCUUGGCCUUUUGGCCAAGAUCAAGUGUGAAUUGUGGAAGCAUUUCUGAUUUUUUUUUUUUUAAAAAACAUCUAACUGUCGAAGCAUUUCUGUAUUUCAUGUGGGGGUAAGCAGAGACAUUUAUGUUAUGAGUUACAAGUUGCAAUUUACAUCUUAUAUAAAACGUGACUUGAUAUUCUAAGUUGCCAUAGGUAUCAGGUAACUGGUCGUUGUUUUUUUUUUUUUUGGAGUUACACUACAUGUAGAGUAUUUCUCAUUUUAGCAGUUUUCUGUAAAGAGGGGAAGUAUGAGGAUAAUACAUGGGCUAUGUACUCACCUGUUGCUGAACCUCACCCGGAAGGUGAUGGACAAUGCUUGCUGCUCCAUCUUUAUUCAUCUUUUAUGUUAAUUUAUGACAACUCAGGGGGAAAAACAUAACAAGCCUAGUUUGGUUACAGGUACACACAAGCUUGAAUAUUUCUCUGCACUGAAAUGAAAGUGGCAUAGUUCAUCACCACCUGCUACGUUUUUGCAUAGCAUUUUAUCAGCCAUAGAAAUAGGACAAUCUAUAAAACUUUGGGGAGGGUGGGGAAGGAAAUGACAAAGUGUCUGUCAAAAAACGGACACACCUAAAACAAGGUGGAUGUAGCAAAUCUCUGUCACUGCUUGAGAAGAACUGUGAGCUUGUGGCAGUUUUGCAGACUUACAUGACUUUAGCACUUUACAACAUAUUUUUUAAUAUGAAUGUUCAACACAAUUUAAUAUUUAUAACUGGUUUCCGAGGGAUCUGCUCUAUGUCCAUUCUGUUAACUGCAUGAAACAAAAAUGUAUGCCAAUUUCAGUAUGUCAAUGAUCAAGGUUUUAAAUAUUUGGAAGAAAAAAAAAACAAGAUUGCUGAUUUGUUCUGUAUUAAUGACAGUCUGGUACUUCUAGAUUUGCAAUAAAUUUAUGGCUUUUUUAUUUAAAGAGA
Messenger RNA from Microcebus murinus (gray mouse lemur), 4027 nucleotides. The record is from RefSeq and is a predicted model, not a curated record. Lineage: Eukaryota; Metazoa; Chordata; Mammalia; Primates; Cheirogaleidae.